GUCACUGUUUCAUUGCGACGAUCUACGAACGCAGCGAAAGAUUAUUUACAUCUUCAGCCUUCGAUCUCACCGCCUCGCAUUUGAUCGACCUCUGGGACUCAUCUCAGCAAGAAUGACGGAUAGAUACAACAUCCACAGUCAGCUGGAGCAUCUCCAGUCCAAGUACAUCGGCACUGGACACGCCGACACCAGCAAGUGGGAAUGGCUGGUCAACCAGCACAGAGACUCGUACUGCUCCUACAUGGGACAUUUCGACCUGCUCAACUACUUCUCCGUGGCUGAGAACGAGAGCAAAGCCAGAGUCCGCUUCAACCUGAUGGAGAAGAUGCUCCAACCGUGUGGACCGCCUUGUGACAAACCCGAUGAUGCCUAAAUUACGCUAGAGUGAGCGCUGGAUGUUUUUAUAGGAUGUUUGUGCAUUUCAUUUUGUCUUCUGUUGGACACAACUUUAUUUACUGCUAAACAUAUUCAAUGUGAACCUGUUUUGAAAUUUCUGACCAUAAAACUGGCCCUAAUUGACCACGCCAGCUCUAAAUGGACUGUGCAGGUUCACAACAGAUGAUACAUGGACAUAGAUCUUUACAUUGAUACUUCUGGACCACUUAAAACACAUUGUCUUUUGCCCUGCAAUUGUCAAGGAAUUUUUUCUGUAAAUGUUGAAGAAAACAAAGUAGGAAAAGCUUAAAGAUCUUAAGAUUUCCAAGAAGAGAUGAUGGAAAAGAGUGGUGGACUUUCAUCUGUCAAGUAUUGUAUUAACUGAUGGAGUUGUGUUCUGAUGUUUUGAUUUUUAUUAAAAUUCACGUGUUUCCA
Molecule: messenger RNA, 810 nt
Organism: Pseudoliparis swirei
Lineage: Eukaryota; Metazoa; Chordata; Actinopteri; Perciformes; Liparidae
Gene: sf3b5
Product: splicing factor 3b, subunit 5
Exons: 2
Coding region: 113-373 (86 amino acids)
Biological process (GO): mRNA splicing, via spliceosome
Cellular component (GO): precatalytic spliceosome; U2 snRNP
Source: RefSeq, a predicted model, not a curated record